AUGAAGAGGAGCCCAGCGCUGCAGAAAGCAGAAGUUGUUGGUGUGAUGGACGCUGACUCUCCCAGAUCUAAACCAAGGAAACGGGCAGUACUGGAGAGACACCAGGCAGGAGACAGCCCUGACAGACUGGAAAAGAGCCCGUUCAAAGAGCUGAUCGAGAAUAAGACACGGGUGGUGGCCACCCCUAAAAAGAAAGUUCUGAUUGAUGAACCCGUAGCUGACGUGGUAAGGGAAAAGAAGAAUCCUGUCAGUCCAGCUUUAACUCCAGCAAAGCAUGUGGCAGGGAAUGGAGCUGUGCCCAAUUUAGGGUCCGUGCAUGAAGCUUUGGAAUUGGAUCCACCCAUUUCCCAGGAGCUUUCCAAGCUGAUCAAACAACGGGCCAAAGAUCUGCGGCUUCGCCAGACAGACAAGUCGCGGUCCGGGGCACUGGUCUCUCACCUCAAGGACAGCCUCAUCGAAUUUUUGAAAAACAACACAGAUCAGCCCUACUUCACUGAUAUCACACCACUUUGCUGUGGAAGUUCCUAUGAGAUGGUGAAGAUUAACAGCCCCAAUGAGUUUGACAUAAUACUGGGACUUAAGACACCACGACUUGUCAUAACGGAACUGGAGGAUUACCAUGGGUUGUUCUACAACUUAACCCUGUCCCGACGCACGCGUGGUGACAUACGUGCGUUCCUCUUGGAAGAUGAUCUUACGGUUUCGGCCACAAAAAUCAUUGGGGAGAUGCGUCGUCUUAUCCGAAAAUUUAUCCGCACCUAUAAAGUACCUGGUGGUAAAGGUAAUUGGGUAAUGACCAGGAAACGACUGACCUCACCUGCAGUGACCCUUGAGAUACUUAUGCCCGAUGCUAAGGAUGACGAAAUAAUAUCAGUUGAUAUCGUACCUGCAUUGCAGGCAGAACAGGGCUGGCCUCAAGCUGCACGUGCUGGGCCAAAUGUGGAUGACUGGCUUGGGAAGAACAUCCGUCACAAAUUCACUAGCCAGUUUAUAUAUUUUGUGGCAAAGAGACCAAAAGGACGAAAUCUCAGUGAUGAUGUAAAGGAGAGCUGGAGAAUUUCCUUUUCUCACAUUGAGAAACAAAUGAUGUUUGAUCACGGGAACAGGAAAACAUGCUGUCAGGGUAGUGCUACCAAAUGCUGUCGCAAACUGUGUCUGCGGCUUCUGAAGUAUCUGAUAGAGGGCUUGAAGCAACGCUAUCCUUCUGAGCUGCAGCAUCUCACCUCCUACCAUGGGAAAACUUCCUUUUUCCACACCCUUUCUCACAGAUUCCAGGACACGUUCUGGAAUCCCGGCCAGCUCCCGACCUGUUUCAUGACGCUUCUCGGAGACUUUGAGCGCUAUGCUCAAAACGGCCUGCUCCCGCACUUCUUCGUCCAGCGUCACAAUUUCUUUUCGCCGCAACACUUUCCCAAACGGUCGCUCACGUUUCUCACCAAAGCGUUACACGAACAGAGGACACUGGGCUUACCCCUUUUCCACAUUCAAAGGCCUGAACUACCAUUACAGGGUUGCCCCGCCAGUCACAUUGAUGAAGUCGGUCCUUUGGCAGAGGACAACAACGCUUGCGGAAGGACGCGUGAUGAACUGACCUAUGUUUUUUGGGUUUUGGCAUUCAUUGUUCUGGCUGUUGGAGUGAUAUAUGCAUUGCUCUUCAAGAACUGA
This is a messenger RNA of Chanos chanos (milkfish), 1665 nucleotides long. RefSeq names its product cyclic GMP-AMP synthase. The record is from RefSeq and is a predicted model, not a curated record. Gene Ontology annotation, molecular function: chromatin binding; double-stranded DNA binding; 2',3'-cyclic GMP-AMP synthase activity. Bases 1 to 1665 code for a protein of 554 amino acids. Gene Ontology annotation, biological process: positive regulation of type I interferon production; positive regulation of defense response to virus by host; DNA damage response. Lineage: Eukaryota; Metazoa; Chordata; Actinopteri; Gonorynchiformes; Chanidae. The transcript has 6 exons. Gene Ontology annotation, cellular component: nucleus; site of double-strand break; cytosol.